Perkinsus marinus ATCC 50983 is the source of this 798-nucleotide messenger RNA. RefSeq lists its product as hypothetical. Lineage: Eukaryota; Perkinsozoa; Perkinsida; Perkinsidae. The coding region runs from base 1 to 798 and encodes 265 amino acids. The transcript is spliced from 10 exons. The record is from RefSeq and is a predicted model, not a curated record.
AUGCCCAAGGAUAAGGACGAUGCUGGUGGGGAGGACAAGGCGAUCAUUGCAACUCUUCAGACUACCAUAACUCUGCCGCUUCCCCAAGAUUCCUCCGAAAUCGCGGCGUCGACUAUUCCGUGUUUUACGGUACUCUUCUACCGCAGUAACGAUCCGUUUAAUCGAGAGUUUCACGCGCCACAGGCACGUUGGCUCGGGGAGCUCCUGGGAGUACGAUGGCUCCAGAAGCAGGAGAAAGGUGUUCUUCUGGUGGUGCAUCACGACACUAUGGGAUUCCCUCCAUCGUUGGAAAUUGGCGAUUCGAGGUAUGUCACUGUUGACGGUCUGGAUUUCCGAGUAGCAGCGGGAGCUGGUGCUGAUGAAUGCAGAUGGGCUAAGGAUUUAUCCCUGGACGACGGGGAAAUCGCGACAGGUUUACGAAUUGGAGGGGUAUUGCCGUCUGGUCAGCUUAUUCUCACGAUGCCGUUUGUAUCGGAUCCUAGCAAUCCCCGAGCAAAAGCAGCUUUCAUGGAAGUUGUGGAGCAUGCUAUGGCCAGCACUCGAAAACGGAAAGCUCUCGUCUUGGUGGAUGGAAAAGAUCCUUUCCUCAGCUUUGCACAUGAUAAGUUCCAGAAUUUGGAGGACAGCUCGCUGUUGUCGACUGCUCCGACUCUGGCGAGACAGGAAGUGGCUUUAACAGCUCUGCCGAAGAACUUAACAGAUGAUGAGCAGAAAGCACUGUUUGUAAACCCAUUGGCUGUUGCAGCCGAGAUGCUGCCUUGGCAUACAGGGAAGCUGGUCAUUGGUGGAGGUUCAUAA